Molecule: messenger RNA, 1464 nt
Organism: Dioszegia hungarica
Lineage: Eukaryota; Fungi; Basidiomycota; Tremellomycetes; Tremellales; Bulleribasidiaceae
Product: actin family
Exons: 10
Coding region: 1-1464 (487 amino acids)
Cellular component (GO): Swr1 complex
Molecular function (GO): nucleosome binding
Source: RefSeq, a predicted model, not a curated record
AUGACAUCCACUCCGGUCCUCGUUCUCGAUAAUGGGGCGUAUAUCAUCAAAGCUGGAGUGGCAGGGGUAGAUUGGGAGCCCAGAGUCAUCCCCAACUCAAUAGCCCGGUCAAAAGCGGAGAAGAAAGUCUACGUCGCCGACGAGAUAGAGUCAUGCAAAGACUUGUCGAGUCUGGCAUAUCGUCGGCCCUUCGAGCGGGGUAUGCUUGUCAACUGGGAUGUGGAGAAGGCUGUUUGGGACCGCAUUUUCUCUUCUUCAUGCUUGAAUAUCACUCCUACCGAGACGUCGCUCCUGGUUACCGAGCCAUACUUCAAUCUGCCGAAUAUCGCAGAGACGUAUGAUCAGAUGGUCUUCGAGGAAUGGGAGUUCGCAAGCUACUAUCGGACCACUCCCGCUGCUCUGAUACCGUACGGUGGGCUCUUCGAGGACGAUACAGGUAUCUCUCCAGAAUGCUCUAUCGUUAUCGACAUGGGGUACUCGUAUACCCAUGUAAUACCUAUCAGAUCCGGCGAGGUCAUCUGGGAGCACAUCAAGCGGAUGGAUAUCGGCGGCAAGCUUCUGACCAAUCAUCUAAAGCAUCUCAUUUCGUUCCGACAGUGGAAUAUGAUUGAUCAGACUGCUAUCGUCGAAGCUGUUCGCCAGACCUGCGGCUACGUCAGUAUGGACUAUAAGGCGGACCUGGACCUUUGCAAACGAAAUCCCCGCAAGAACCCGAUAGUGCAGGAAUACGUCCUCCCUGACUUCUCGCCAAACUCGACCUCUCGGACAGGGUAUAUCCGUUCUGGACCCGGCGCUGCUUCAUCACCUCCACCUACAAAUGGCGCUCAAAGCUCAUCGCGGAAAGCAGCAGACGGCGGGGAGGAGGAGCAGGUACUUUACAUGGGGAAUGAGCGAUUUGCGGGACCAGAGCUCCUCUUUCAUCCCAGCGACAUCGGUCUGAAGCAGACGGGCUUGCCUGAGACUAUCGCAUUUGUGAUCGGGCAGAUGCCUGUCGAGCUGCAAGGCAUGUUUUGGGCGCACAUCGGGAUCUUUGGGGGCUUGGGCAUGAUACAGAAUAUAGGCGAAAGACUAGAACGAGAUCUCCGAGCCCUCUGUCCUACCGGAUUCGACAUCGGGAUCUUUGAGGCAUUCGAUACGUCCGCACCACCUUACCACGCCGCAACCAACCUCGCCACCUCGGAAUCCUACCUCUCCACCCACCCCAUCACACGCGCCGAGUACCUCGAACACGGUUCCGGGAUCUGUCGGCGCCGGUUUGGCGGCCCAGCUUACUCGGUCAAUCCACCAGGCUUCCAGUCAGGCAUUUCGCUGGCUGAGAUGGAUGAUGAAGAGCGGGAGAGGCGGUAUGCCAUGGGACUGAUGGAGAUUAGUAAGAAGGGGAAGGCGAAGAAGAGGGCGCAGGAGGAGGAGGUCGUUAGUGGAAACUGGGGCGGGAGGAGGCGGAGAGCUAUGGGGAUGAUGUGA